GGUGAAGCGACCCCUCCUUCCGACCGGGACGCAGACGCAAGCUGGGGGGAAAAGUCUGAGAUCCCACUGCUGGCACCGUACCCAAGAAGCCUGUGGGCUCUGCCCAGAGAGCGAUAUGGAGGAUAUCAUUGAGUAUUUCCAGGACUCAGUGAGCUGGGAUGACCUACAUCUCCUGCUGACUGACCAGGAAGCCUGGGAGAGCUUCAUGGCUGAGGCCAACUUGUCCAGGGAGGAGGCAGAUGUGCUACACGCAGGUCUGUGUGAGCUGCAGGCAGACCUGUGUAUGGAGGGCAGAGAGAGGAUCCAAAGAGACCACCUGGAGGAGAGGUUUUUGAACGACUAUCCCCGGUUGAAACAGGAGCUUAAGGGGCAAAUACGAAAGCUCCACAAGCUGGCGGACAAGGUUGACAAGGUACACAGGGGCUGCACCAUCUCCAACAUCAUGGCCAGCUCCGCCGGCGUGAUGUCUGGGGUCCUGACCAUCCUGGGCCUGGGUCUGGCACCUGUGACAUCAGGGAUCAGUCUGUCACUCUUGGCAACGGGGGUGGGGCUGCGAACAGCAUCUGCUGUGACCACUGUGUCCAGCAGCAUCGUGAAGCACUCGAGCACGUCGUCCGCGGAAGCCAAAGCCCGUCGCCUGGCAUCAGCUGGCGAUAACAGAGGGAAGACCAUUGCAAAGGCUCUGUGUCAGAACACACCCCGAAUGUUUUCCGUAACAAACAGUUUCGUGCGAGUCCUGCGAAACAUUGGAAAGAAUGUUCAUGCCAUCAGGCUGGCCAAAGCCAGUCCUCAGCAGCCUGUGCCAAGAGGUUUGACAGCUGGGAGAGUCUCAGUUCGAAGUGACAAGCGGGUGAAGAAAGUUUUUGGAGGCACUGUUCUGGCAAUGAUCAGAGGAGCCCAGAUCAUGGACGUGGGCACCGUGAUCACCUCCCUUCUGGUGGAUGUGGCCAACCUUGUGGAAGAGUCAAAGCACCUGCAUCAGGGGGCAAAGGCAGAGUCGGCUGAAAGGCUGAGACAGCAGGCCCAGUUGCUAGAGAACAAGUUGAAGGAGCUCAACCGGAUGUAUGAAAGUCUAAAGUAGGGCCCGGCCCCAUGACCUCCAAACAGGGCAGGGAGCAGGGUCAUGUGCGGGACAAAGGCAUGGAGGUACCUCAUGAGAGGAGAAGAGGGGGCCAAAUAAAGUUUUUGAGGGGCGAUUGGGUGGCUCAGUCAGUUACGCAUCUGACUCUUGGUUUCAGCCCAGGUCACCAUCUCACAGCCGAUGGGUUUGAUCCCUGACAAUGCGUUGGGGCUCCUCAAUGACAGCAGAGGCUGCUUGGGAUUCUCUCUCUCUCUCCCUCUCUCUGCCCCUGCCCUGCUCACUCUCUCUCUCUCUCUCUCUCUCUCUCUCUC
Molecule: messenger RNA, 1392 nt
Organism: Leopardus geoffroyi (Geoffroy's cat)
Lineage: Eukaryota; Metazoa; Chordata; Mammalia; Carnivora; Felidae
Product: apolipoprotein L2-like
Biological process (GO): lipid transport; lipoprotein metabolic process
Cellular component (GO): membrane; extracellular region
Molecular function (GO): lipid binding
Source: RefSeq, a predicted model, not a curated record